CUCCCCGGAGGAGUGUGCCCCAUCAUCAGCGUCUGGAAACUCCGAGCUGCACGUUCUUCAAACAAUGAUGGAUAUAAUAACAGCAACUCCGUUUUACCACAUCAAUGCCACAGAAGGGAGGAACAGCUCUUUGUAUGAAGAUGAUGAAUAUGACUACAAGGACGAUCAUGCUGAGCUAAGGAAGUCCCUCAACAUCAUGUCCCUCAUUGUUUACUGCUUGGCUUUUGUGCUGGGCGUAUUGGGCAACGGCGUGGUUAUCUGGGUGACCGGUUUCAGGAUGAAGGAAACUGUCAAUACAGUUUGGUUUCUCAAUUUGGCUGUAGCUGACUUUCUUUUCACGGCUUUCCUUCCACUCAGCGUGACCUACACAGCCAUGGAUUUCCACUGGCCUUUUGGGAAGUUUAUGUGCAAACUCAACAGCACCAUAAGCUUUCUGAACAUGUUUGCUAGCGUCUAUAUUCUGGUUGUCAUCAGCGUGGAUAGGUGCGUGUCUGUGGUGUGGCCUGUCUGGGCUCAAAACUACAGGAGUGUGAGAAAAGCAUCCUGUGUUAGUCUAGGUGUAUGGGUGCUGGCUCUCAUCCUCAGUGCUCCUUACUUCAUUAUAAGAGACACAGCACCUGCCUUUCAUGAUGAAAAAAUAAUCAACUGCUUUAACAACUUUGCUUUCUCAGACGACUAUGAAACACCUGCGGGCAACGAGCUCAAACGUUUUCGCCAUCAAGCAAUGAGUAUUACUCGCUUUCUUCUUGGAUUUGUAGUCCCCUUCACUAUCAUUGUCUCCUGCUAUGCUGUCAUAAUUCACAGACUUCGGAAGAACCGCAGUUUGGCCAGCCAGUCCAGUCGCCCUUUUAAAAUUAUUGCUGCUGUUAUUACGACUUUUUUCCUCUGCUGGGCUCCAUACCACAUUAUAGCACUGAUUGAGUUGGUCUAUCACACGGCCAGUCCUACAAGUGACAUUUUUGACCAUAUUAUCAUAAUUGGGCAUCCUAUUUCCACUAGUCUGGCUUUUCUUAACAGUUGCCUAAACCCACUCCUCUAUGUGUUCAUGGGACAAGAUUUCAAGGAUAAAGUUCGUAAAUCGAUUUUAAAGGUCCUGGAAACCGCUUUUCAGGAGGAGGUGUCUCGUUCAUACACCUGCACAAACUCAAUGAUCACAAGUCGGAGUAAAGAGAAGUCUGUGUCUGAAGCUGAAGUAUAAGACUGUCUGCAGUGGCAGUAAUACUGCCAAAUGUACAUAUUUUUUCCAUCAGUGUAUAUAACAAAUUACUGCUAUGCUUUUUAUUAGACUUUCAGUUAUUUUUGAAUUAAGAAAUGUUACAUUGUGCUAAAAUAGCCUAUAUGAACAAGAGCUCCACUUUUGUUCCAUUGUAAAUAUGUUUUAAAUAGAUAGGCCUAUUUGUUUACUCGUCUUUGUAAAAUGUUCACAUUUUUGCCAG
This is a messenger RNA of Boleophthalmus pectinirostris (great blue-spotted mudskipper), 1436 nucleotides long. It is a transcript of the gene fpr1, whose product is annotated as formyl peptide receptor 1. The transcript is spliced from 2 exons. Gene Ontology annotation, biological process: complement receptor mediated signaling pathway; positive regulation of cytosolic calcium ion concentration; phospholipase C-activating G protein-coupled receptor signaling pathway. The record is from RefSeq and is a predicted model, not a curated record. Gene Ontology annotation, cellular component: plasma membrane. Bases 65 to 1198 code for a protein of 377 amino acids. Lineage: Eukaryota; Metazoa; Chordata; Actinopteri; Gobiiformes; Gobiidae. Gene Ontology annotation, molecular function: G protein-coupled receptor activity; complement receptor activity.